Messenger RNA from Hydra vulgaris (swiftwater hydra), 1386 nucleotides. Lineage: Eukaryota; Metazoa; Cnidaria; Hydrozoa; Anthoathecata; Hydridae. The record is from RefSeq and is a predicted model, not a curated record.
AUGGCUUUUCGAGGGAGUUCGGAUAAACUGUUUACGCCUCAAAACGGCAAAUUCUUAGGACUAAAACAGAUGCUUGCAAAAUUUGAUCCUGUGAUGCAAAAGCAUUUAGCACUUGCAAUAAAAGAUGACACUUCAGACCAUUAUUGCAAGAAAAAUAUUCAAAACGAGUUAAUAGAUUUAAUGUCUCAAAAGGUUAAUGAUGAAAUAAUAAACCGAGUCUUGAAAGCCGUUUACUAUUCAAUCAUUGUUGAUUGUACACCUGAUAUUUCUAGCAAAGAACAACUUUCUCUUACUAUUCGAAUUGUUGACUUGUCAUUAGACAUUAGAGUGGAAAUUAAAGAGUACUUUUUAGGAUUCUUUUCUGUUUCUGAUUCUACAGGCUUAGGACUUACUGAGGUUUUAAUCGAGUUGCUAACUAAGCAUGGACUUGAAAUCUCUAACUGCAGAGGUCAAGGGUAUGAUAAUGGAUCAAAUAUGAAAGGAAAGAUUAAUGGUGUACAAAAAAGGAUUUUAAAUUUUAAUCCUUUAACAUUAUAUGUUCCUUGCGGCAACCAUAGCUUAAAUUUGGUAAUAAGUGACUCUGCACGGUCUUCAGUAAAAUCUAUAGCUUUUUUCGGUAUUCUUCAGAGAUUGUUUACUUUAUUCUCAACUUCAGUCAGCCGAUGGAAAAUUUUAAUUGAUCAUGUUAAAAUUUUGCAUUUAAAGAAACUCUGUGACACGCGGUGGGAAGCAAAAAUAAGUAUUGUUAAAGCCGUUCGUUAUCAAGUUGGUGAUGUACAUGACGCUUUGAUAGCAUUGUCAGAAAUUGAAGGAUGUAAUCCUGAAACUGCACAUGAAGCGAUAACUCUAGGAGAGCAAUUAAAAAAUUUUAGCUUUCUUGUCUCUUUAAUUGUCUGGUAUGACGUUCUUUUUCAAGUCAAUAUUGUUAGUAAAACUCUUCAAGAAAAAGACACGGACAUCACUCAAUGUGCAAAGUUAUUGAAAAGCUACACAUCUUUAAUUUCAAUUAGAGAAAGAUUUAUACAGUUGGAGAAUUAUUCCGAAGUUCGAGGUUUUUUGUAUAAUGUCGAUAGUUUGCAAAAAAGAGAAGAAAUUCUAAAAUCAUGUUUAGCUCUUCAAAGUAAACUUACCAUAAAUCUAAAAUCGGACAUUAAUGGUAUUCUCCUUUGCGAUGAACUGAUGAGCAUUAAACAUUUUCUUUCUGAAAUGGUCAAGGAUAAAAUUACUCCUAUUAUUGUUUUAAACUUUAUAAAACAGCACAAAAUGCAAGAUUUGUAUCCAAACACAUGGAUUGCAAUGCGAAUUUUUCUAACAAUACCUGUCACUGUAGCGAGUGGAGAAAGAAGCUUUUCCAAAAUGAAACUAAUAAAAACCUAUCUGCGGUAA